This is a messenger RNA of Sphenostylis stenocarpa, 783 nucleotides long. The record is from the annotation of a GenBank genome assembly. NCBI's taxonomy places the organism in Eukaryota, Viridiplantae, Streptophyta, Magnoliopsida, Fabales, Fabaceae.
AUGGAUGGGGAAGAAGUUUGGGAUGGAGAAGAAAAUGAAGUUAAGGAAGCAGAAGAAGUAAAGGAGGAUGGAGAAGAAGUUAGGGAAGGAGAAAAAGUUAAGAAUGAAGAACAAGUUAGGGAAGGAGAAGAAGUUAAGGAUGGAGAACAAGUUAGGGAAGUAGAAGAAGAAGUUAAGGAUGGAGAAGUAGUUUGGGAUGGGGAAGAAGUGAAGGAAGGAGAAGAAGUUAAGGAAGAAGAAGAAGAAGAAGUUUUGGAUGGAGAAGAAGUUAAGAGUAAAGAAGAAAGUAUGGAUGGGGAAGAAGUUUGGGAUGGAGAAGAAGUUAAGGAUGGAGAAGAAGUUUGGGAUGGAGGAGAAGUUUGGAAUGGAGGAGAGGAACCGAUGUAUGGAGAAGAAAUUAAGGAAGAAGAAAAUGAAGUUAAGGAAGAAGAAGAAGUGAAGGAGGAUGGAGAAGAAGUUAGGGAAGGAGAAAAAGUUAAGAAUGAAGAACAAGUUAGGGAAGGAGAAGAAGUUAAGGAUGGAGAACAAGUUAGGGAAGGAGAAGAAGAAGUUAAGUAUGGAGAAGUAGUUUGGGAUGGGGAAGAAGUGAAGGAAGGAAAAGAAGUUAAGGAAGAAGAAGAAGAAGUUUGGAUGGAGAAGAAGUUAAGGGUAAAGAAGAAAGUAUGGAUGGGGAAGAAGUUUGGGAUGGAGAAGAAGUUAAGGAUGGAGAAGAAGUUUGGGAUGGAGGAGAAGUUUGGAAUGCGGGAGAAGAACCGAAGUAUGAAGAAAAAAUUAAGGAAGUAG